Messenger RNA from Didymodactylos carnosus, 1323 nucleotides. Lineage: Eukaryota; Metazoa; Rotifera; Eurotatoria; Philodinida; Philodinidae. The record is from the annotation of a GenBank genome assembly.
AUGUCAAACGAUCGCACUUUUUCGAUGAAUCGAUCAUUGUUGUGUGAAGUACCAUCAGAAUUACGACCGAUAUCUGAUACCAUUUGUCGAACAUUUAAUCGAGAAGACUGCUCUCGUUUACCUUGUGAAAUGAUUUAUUCAUCAGAAGUUACAGUAGAAGAUGUCAAGUGUCGAAAAGGUGGUCGAGUUUUUAAUCAAAAAAAUGCUGAUUCAUUGGUUCAACAGCAGUCAGAUCUUCUCUGUAAACGAAGUUUUUCCUUGGAUUUAUUUUUGAAAAAAGAUAAUGAUUUUUCCUACCCAUCGAUCAUUGCUGAAGCUGUUACUCCAUUAAGCGAUGAACUAUACGUUGAUGUAUUAAACAGUAAAUUUCGUAGUUGUGACAGUAUGUGGGGGUUUACAUUUAAUUUUGAAUCAAUUAGUUAUUAUCCAUGGGCUGCCGAUCAUAAAAAGCUAAAACUGUUCGAUAUAACUUUUGGUUAUGAUCGAUCACUGUACGACCUGAUUCCAGCUCCUUGGCUUUUUAACUAUGUUGACAGCUUCAAAUUUACGCCCAAAAGAAUGUCAGUGCAAAAAGCAAUUCAAAGUAAAAUUCGAAUUCAUUCGGCCACAGCUUCAGAUAUUUAUUGGCCCAACAUGCCAGAGGUACACACCACACGAAAAGAUGAUAACAACAAUACGCCGUACGUAACAGCAGCAAUCCUAUGGAUGAACAGUAAUUGUAAAACGUUAUCAGACCGUACGGAAUAUAUGCUUGAAUUAAUGAAAUAUAUCGAUGUUGAUAAUUAUGGUAGUUGUGGCCAGAACAUCCGCAGUUUACCGAAACAUAUUGUUAAAAUUCAAGAUUCGGAAGGACGAAAUUUAAAAGAUCGGGAUUCGUAUAAUUGGGAAGCAGGAAAAUUGGCAUUGUCCAGUGAAUAUUUGUUCACCGUAGCUAUUGAGAAUAGUCUAAAUCAUGAUUACAUAACAGAAAAAUUAUGGCAUCCAUUAGUAGCCGGGAGUGUACCAAUUUAUCUUGGCGCCCCAAAUGUUGCCGAUUGGUUGCCAUGCGAAAACUGUAUUAUUGAUCUCAGGAAAUUUAAAACGCCAAAAGAUGCUGCUUUACAUCUAAAAGCAGUUGCAAUGAAUAGAACACUCUAUGAAACCUAUCAUCAGUGGCGAAAUAAACCCGUAACUAAAAAAUUUCAGACUAUGCUCGAUUAUUUCCAAGCAGUUAAUGAUUAUUCACUUGACUGUAUUCUAUGCGAUAUGUCCAACCGUGUUAGUCAAGGAGAAAGUUCGACGGACAUCAAAAGAAAACUUAUGAAAACAAUCGGCCGUUUUUAA